This is a messenger RNA of Nymphalis io (European peacock), 2558 nucleotides long. RefSeq lists its product as uncharacterized. NCBI's taxonomy places the organism in Eukaryota, Metazoa, Arthropoda, Insecta, Lepidoptera, Nymphalidae. The transcript has 13 exons. Bases 405 to 2291 code for a protein of 628 amino acids. The record is from RefSeq and is a predicted model, not a curated record.
CGCUGAGGACGCUCGCGUGCCGCGUUAUGUCUCAAUGCUCAUCUAUAAAAUAUAAAACAAAAUAACCAAAGAAUCGCUAUUCUAACCGCUAAAAUAUUCAUUGAAAUAGUGUUCCCGUGCCCUUUGUGUGUUAUAUAUUACAAAAAUGUGAACGAACUUGUUGUAUCGAGUGGUAAUGUCAAGAAGCUUAGCACCCAGCGUCCUAGUAUCUUGAAUAAUGAUAUAAAACAACAUUUCGUACGGCAAUAAAUCGCUCGUAACUGUGUGCUUUAAUCGUUUUACAUUGAAAACAAAUAUAUAGCAAAACUUCACAAUAAUUAAAUCAACAUAAAGUGAAGCAGCGUAUAAAAUCAGACUAAAGUGAAGCCAAGUGACAAGUACAGUGAAGUGUCAAUGUUUGGACCAUGGCCCGGGAUCGGCCGACCGCGCGGCAUUUUCACAACCAACCAGAGCUGCAGAGAGGAGGCAGCUACGGCCUCGUUUUGAGGUGGAUAUUCUUCGUGUGGCUGGCAAAUUGUGGGACUCUGGGAAACACUGUGAAACAAGAUGGCUGCGCGUUCCCGACGCGAUGGCAGGGCAAGUGGUUUCAAUCGGGCGUCAUCCAGCCGAUUAUGAUCGACGGUGCCAUCCUUUCCAACAAGGGCCGGUGCCUGUCAUCAGAGGGCGACAAGUUUCUAAUAGUUGAUGAGAAAGGGUGCUACCGCUGCGUUGUGAUGCAUGAAAAGCACAUAAAUGUUCUUCAAUACAAAGAAACUUUCUGUCACCGUCGAGAUGCGCUCCCACACUUGUGUUCUCUUAUCAAUGGAGAUGCCCUGCUAUAUUCCAUGUUCAGAGAGAACGCAGAACCCGUCGAUUGCCCACUCAAAGGACCCUUCUCUUUCACUUACAAUAGGGGACAUGGUAACUGCAAGAUUCCAGCCUCGUCGAUCGAGAGCUGUACGGAGGACUCGAGACUAUUACUCAACUACCAAGCUUGCCCCGAUGUUUAUGGUUCUGAAAGCACAGUGGAGGAACUAGAAUGCUUGGCCACGUGGAAGGAAGGCAGCCUCAGGUUCCUAGUGGGGAAGUUACAUCACAACCACGCCACCAGCAACGAAGACAGAUACAGAUGUUUUGUCUACGAGAAGACAAAUGGUAUUGCAUCAGCUGCCAUGAAGGAGGGACCAAGUCCUGCCAGUGGAGUCGAGUACAGAGUAGCGCAGUCCGGUGACGCGACGUGUAACGGCUUAUUUAGUGCAACUGAAGGAUCUAGGACUAUGGCUCUAAAGAGAGUUUCAGUGCGAUUCAAUUGCCAAUUCCCCUCCUGGAUGACGUUCUCUCACACGUGGCACACCCUAGAUUUUAGCAGUAACUACACGUUCUAUCAGCGAAACGCAACAUUACGCAUCACAAACCAGACCGGUGCAGAAAUUAAGGUGUACUGUGUUAAUGUGAAAGCCAGUUCGCCGAGUGGAAAUUCUGUCGCGCUGGUUGCGCAUUGGCAACAUCACUGCGUUUCCCGCUACGUAUGCGUGGUACUGUACAGACGAGACACCUUCAUAGCGGAGCUGCAGCGUGGUUCACCAACAUCCAGACCCGAUGAAGCUUGCUCCCCACACCACUUCAAUGCUGUCACUGCCCCUUACGUAACAUUAGUUGCAAGUAAUCCGGAAUCAAAAGAAUGUCCAUAUUCAGGGAAAUAUGUCAUUUCAAAUCAUAGACAUAAGCGGAGUUUCCGGCCGGAUGAGCGAGAGAGAAAUAGGACUAAGCGAGACAAAGCGAUGCUCCAACAUAAUCGUAGAGUUAAUCACACUAGACUGUUCAAUUUUAGUGUUAGGAAUAUGUCGGAUACUCCGAUAUUACGGAGUAGAAGACAUUCGGAAGGGGAAAUAAGUUGCGCAGGCGCCGUUUAUAAUAGACUGGAAGUUGGGUGCAACUCGAUAAAGAAUAUGGAGUUUUAUUCCACGUGUAAUAAUAAGGAAGCAAUUACAGCCUACACGUGUCACGGCGGGUGGUACGAGAACGGCGCGUCCUUUGUCGUGACGACGCCGGUCACGCGGGACAGCACGGCGGCGCGGCGCUACUGCUUCGUGUCGCGGGACGCGCGCGACGCGCGGGACGGCGCGCUGGCGGUGGCGCGCUCGGCCGCCAACUGCGAGCGAACCGUCUCUGAACCGGAAGCCUUACUCUUUGAUGCAGCUUUCACAGGUAAGUGUCAAGACGAGCCCAACAGCCAACCGCUUCAAAGAAUUUCAUCACCUUACAUAAUCAGCGUGGCGCCAAUCAUCAUCCAUUACAUCAUACCGAGGUGAUUCACAACCGAGUGAUAAAAUAUAGGAAUUUGAACACCCGUUGUAAUUAUAUUGAUACGAUGUUUAGAUAAAAAAUUUCAUUUCACUUACAUUGUUAAAAGAAUAUUUAUUAUUAGUCUUUGAACUUGCUCAUCACAUUUAUACUAUAAGAUUUUAUUAUUUAGAUUUUAGUUUUAAAUUGUAUAAAAUAUUCAAUGCAUAUGUCAUUUAUAUGUAUGUAUUUUGUUAUUUAGACUAAUAUUAUUUCGUAUUAAUUAACUAGCAACA